This is a messenger RNA of Pedinophyceae sp. YPF-701, 381 nucleotides long. The record is from the annotation of a GenBank genome assembly. Lineage: Eukaryota; Viridiplantae; Chlorophyta; Pedinophyceae.
AUGCGGGUCGGCAGCACGAACGGCUGCAGCACUACGCGGUCCUUCCGCUGGGAGGACAUCGAGGAGGUUCGCCGCGUGACGGAGCGCAACUUCGAGAGCGGCUUCUUCCUGUGCGGCUGCUGCAAGACCACGAUCAACGAGGGGAAGUGCUACAUCGAGAUGCAAACCAAGCACACCAUCGCCGACCCGCACGAGAGCGCGUCUUUCCUCAACGCGGUCCUGGACUGGGCCAGGCUCAAGAACGGGCUUUUCAGCCUGCUGGCCGGGUUUCCGACCUCGGGCGGCAAGGGCAACGUCUUCCGCGUCCGCGUGCACCCGCAGGACGCCCCCCGCAUCCUGACGGCGAUCUUCGGCGGCCUGACUGACUACGUCGCCAAAUGA